AUGGGUUCGAAAGGCCCUGCUCAAUUUUGGUCCCACCACAAGGAAGUCGUCGUAGGCAACCACUUCGACAAGAUAAGAGGCCCCGUCCGAUGGGAUACGCGCCCCCACGCUUUGCAUCUCACCCACUGGGAUGAGACGCUUGUACCAAUCAAGAUUAUAGCAAUGUCGGCGGGUAGUUCUGUGGUGUGGGAGGAAGAUGGAUGGGAAGACGGAUGGAGAGCUACACCAUUCUCUAGACAACGCCCGGAGUUUCUUCUGAAGGGUGAACUUGACUCACCUGACUGUGAACAGAUGGUGUUGAAGUGGCAGGAAGAUCCUCACGAGGUCCUUACCGAGUUAUUGAGAUGCGGAAGGGACUCGGCGUGA
Molecule: messenger RNA, 366 nt
Organism: Marasmius oreades (fairy-ring Marasmius)
Lineage: Eukaryota; Fungi; Basidiomycota; Agaricomycetes; Agaricales; Marasmiaceae
Exons: 1
Coding region: 1-366 (121 amino acids)
Source: RefSeq, a predicted model, not a curated record